AUGGAUGCCAGCUCUGGCAGCGACAGUCAUUCUUCUGUCGUCUAUGAUUCCAAAUCCUCCAUUACUGGAGUCAAUGAUGCUGGUGCCACCGAAGCUCUCUUAAGACUAGCUCCCAUUGCAGAGCAAGAGAAUAUUGUAUGGACAAAGAUCAAGGGUCAUCCUUACUGGCCGACCCAACAUGUCCGGAUGACACCGGAAAUAGAAAAGCAAGAGAGGUUUCAAAAGGCAAGGAGAUUUAGGCGCAAAAUCGAUAACACUUGCGUCAUGUAUUUUGGGACUUGCGAAGUUGCGUUUGUCAAUGAAGGAAAAUCAUGCAUACCUUGGGGGGAAGGUCUUCAACGUAACAUGCACUUGUCUCAGAGGAACAGGAGUUUCUUUCAGCGGGCCUUGAAGGAAGUCCAAGACUACUGUCAUAGAAACACUACCUAUCCACGCGGCUGGUGGUGCGAGCCCGAGUGCAUUGAGCUUUAUCACAGAUUCGCAGAUAUUUACUCAACAGAGCACCCGAACAAAAAGGUCAAGCAUUUCAUCAAGCGUGCAGAUAAGGAACUUGUGUUUUGGGCUAAGGUGCGCGGCUUUCCGUACUGGCCCGUGCAGAUUUUGCCCAGGAGCAUGGCCCGGGAGCAGUACCCCCAACUAAAAAUGCCUCCAGAGAAUCCUACCUCGCCGACAAACAAGCUUCCGUGCAUUUUUUUUGGGACGGGGGAAGUGGCCAUGCUUCCGGAAAAAAAUCUCACACCAUUCGGAGCGGGCGUUGCUAGAGACUACCCUGUACACAGCUCAAGAUCAGAUUUUAUGGUCGCUGUGGGAGAGAUUUGGGGUUAUCUUCAGGAGCCCCGGGUAUGGCCGAGUGGAUAUCUCAGCGGGGCGGAGUGGUGGAAUUACGAAAAGACUUCACAAGCUGAGUCCACGAGUGAAGCCGUCGCGAUUGUACCGCACCUCCCAAAGUACACUCCUUUAAAGAAAUCAGUCUGGGCUGUGGGAGUUGAACCUCCGCCCAAGCCCAAGAAAUCUGAAAUCUCAUGUUGCGAAUGCACCUCAAACGGGAAGGAAUCAUGUUGCGCGGACGCCCAGUGUCUCAAUUUUGCAUCGCACUAUUUUUGCAAUGUAGCAGCGUGCAAAGGCGGGGAAAAAUGCACCAACCUUGCUUUUCAUAAACGCGGUUCGCCACGGAUGAAGCCUUUUUUGACCGCCGAUCAACGCGGAUGGGGUUUGCGUGUUGAAGAACAUGUGAAGGCAGGGUCUUUUGUGAUCGAAUACGUCGGCGAAAUUAUUGACAGAGAUAUUUUAGAAGACCGCUUGGAAAGAAUCCAACAGGAAAAAAGCAAUGAAUACUACUUUAUGGACCUCGCCAACGACUUACUGGUAGACGCCAAGUUCAAGGGGAACCUUUCCCGGUUCAUCAAUUCAAGCUGCGAGCCCAACUGUCAGACCGAGAAAUGGUAUGACAGUUGUACUCGCCAGACGCAUGUCGGGAUCUUUGCCAUUCAGGACAUCACACCCGGGACUGAACUAACAUAUAACUAUUGCUUUGAAGACUAUGGGCUGUCUGGAAAGAGACAAAAGCGAUCCUUCAUGUGUCAGUGCGGAACCAGCUCCUGCAACAUGCUGGAACCGAUUGAAAGAAAGCUGAUGAAGAAGCUUGUGAACAAGCGAUUGGAGGUGAGAUGGGAUGAUGGUUGGUACCCUGGUGUUGUAGAACUAUACAACUUCAAGAAGAAGAAAUUCAGAGUUCAGUACGACGAUGGAGAUUGUGAGGAUCUGGUGCUAGGCCUCCCGCUUCAAGAAGACGAUGGCGUUGCUUUCCGUCUCGUGGAAGACAAAAUGUCUGACGAACUCGAGCAAGCGAAGUGA
Messenger RNA from Chondrus crispus (carragheen), 1854 nucleotides. RefSeq lists its product as hypothetical. Gene Ontology annotation, cellular component: chromatin; nucleus. Gene Ontology annotation, biological process: regulation of DNA-templated transcription. Gene Ontology annotation, molecular function: protein binding; histone H3K36 methyltransferase activity. The record is from RefSeq and is a predicted model, not a curated record. The coding region runs from base 1 to 1854 and encodes 617 amino acids. NCBI's taxonomy places the organism in Eukaryota, Rhodophyta, Florideophyceae, Gigartinales, Gigartinaceae. The transcript has a single exon.